AUAUUAACAGGCUGAAGUGUUUCUAAGCCCCGCCCAUCCAAUUCAUGAGACCACGCCCCCCUCCGCUCGAUGUGAAAAAGAUCACAGCAGAGGUGGGUCUGAAGUUUACCCCGGUCUCUGCUGUCAGUGCAACACUGGAUCGUUCACUGUGAGGACUACUGUGGAUCACUUGAAGCAACAUGAAGCGAAGCCACAAUUACAGCUCAUCUGACAGCGACCUGGACGACAAUGUCGAGGUGGAGAAGGAUAGUGGAGACGAAAAUGGUCAACUGGAUUCCCACGGCUCGAUGUCGCCCUCCACAACGACCCAAGUCCAAGCCAGAAAAAGGCGCAGAGGGAUUAUCGAGAAACGGAGACGUGACAGAAUCAAUAACAGUCUUUCAGAGUUGAGAAGAUUGGUGCCAAGUGCCUUUGAGAAACAGGGAUCAGCUAAAUUGGAAAAAGCAGAGAUAUUGCAAAUGACUGUUGACCAUUUGAAAAUGCUUCAUGCAUCUGGUGGCAAAGGCUUCUUUGAGGCUCACGCUCUUGCCAAGGAUUACCGCAGCCUGGGAUUCAGGGAGUGCCUGGCAGAGACGGCUCGCUUCCUGAGCAUCAUAGAGGGUCGGGAGAGCACAGACCCCCUCCGUGUACGUCUGGUGUCCCACCUCGGCAACUACGCCUCCCAGAGGGAGGUGCACACUGGACUAGAACACUUAGCCUGGGGCUCUGCCUAUGGGACACCCCCUGCCCACCUCCCACACCACCUCCUUCUCCAGCACCCACAGGCCAGGACACCUGCUUCCAGAAGCAACAGUAGCCCACCCUCCUCCUCUUCCUCCUCCCCUUCUUCAUCUACAUCCUCCUCCGCCACUGAUGCAUCUGGGACAUCAAGACUCAGCGUGGUACCCCCCACAGAGUCCCUCAGGGUGCCUCCAAACGGCUCACUGCCCCUCAGUCUGUCUGUGCCAACAUCCAAGCUCUCAGCCCCGCUCCUUUCAUCCCUUUCCUCGCUGUCGGCCUUUCCCCUAUCUUUCGGUGCCUUCCCUCUGGUCUCCCCAACGGCCCUUGGCACAGUGAGCCCCUCCUCUACCCUGACAAAGCCUUACAGGCCAUGGGGGACUGAGAUCGGGGCGUUCUGAAGCUUAUGACUGGACUCAAGGCAACAGCUGAGCUGUGCCGGGCAGAACAACCUGCCUCAUCUGUUUUAUAGCAAUGAAUAAACAGGGGAACAAAACAAGCUGAUUUUAUUUUAUUUUCUUAAGUAUGAAGAGAAUGAACUUGCUGGUCAGUGUGCCAUCACCCUUUAUAAAGAAAAGGAAUUCUAAAUGAUUAAUGUUAUACGUUGAAAUUGAUUACUAAUCUAGUUAACAUGCACUGCCUCUGAGUUAAUAACUGACUAUUACACAUGGGCCCUGGUUAGAUUUACUGUAAACACAAAUGUAGGUGUAUUAUUUCCUGGACCACUUACUUACUGAAACUUCUACAUUUGUGGAGCCUGUAUGUUUAUAAAAAGUAGAGUUACUUAAUUUGGUGUGACUGUUUAAGGAAUAAAGAACUUGUGGAAAACAA
This is a messenger RNA of Notolabrus celidotus (New Zealand spotty), 1548 nucleotides long. Its product is annotated as hairy/enhancer-of-split related with YRPW motif protein 1-like. The transcript has 5 exons. Lineage: Eukaryota; Metazoa; Chordata; Actinopteri; Labriformes; Labridae. Gene Ontology annotation, molecular function: RNA polymerase II cis-regulatory region sequence-specific DNA binding; protein dimerization activity; DNA-binding transcription factor activity, RNA polymerase II-specific. The coding region runs from base 180 to 1118 and encodes 312 amino acids. Gene Ontology annotation, biological process: regulation of transcription by RNA polymerase II; circulatory system development; Notch signaling pathway. The record is from RefSeq and is a predicted model, not a curated record. Gene Ontology annotation, cellular component: nucleus.